Hippoglossus stenolepis (Pacific halibut) is the source of this 2457-nucleotide messenger RNA. It is a transcript of the gene nim1kb, whose product is annotated as NIM1 serine/threonine protein kinase. The record is from RefSeq and is a predicted model, not a curated record. The coding region runs from base 836 to 2140 and encodes 434 amino acids. The transcript has 4 exons. Gene Ontology annotation, cellular component: cytoplasm. NCBI's taxonomy places the organism in Eukaryota, Metazoa, Chordata, Actinopteri, Pleuronectiformes, Pleuronectidae. Gene Ontology annotation, molecular function: ATP binding; protein serine/threonine kinase activity; tau-protein kinase activity. Gene Ontology annotation, biological process: intracellular signal transduction; protein phosphorylation; microtubule cytoskeleton organization.
UCGUUUGUCGUUGAUUUAUAUCAUGACAAGUCAGUUGUGCACUUAUUCACCUCUUGACGUCUUUUCGGUCGUCCCUCCUGUCCACUGCUGCUCACAGGGACUGACACACCUGAAGGAAGACGCUCCGCCUGCUGACCUCAUGCUUUGUAAUCUCUUGAUCUGCUCUGCUCAGCGUCUCAGGGGACAGGGAGCUAAUCUCGAUGGGAACAUUGCCUAAUGCUGUUGCGUAACAUUUCAUCUUCACAAAAGCCAAGAGAUCAAGCGUGGCUGCACAACGCAGACAUGUCUCUCACACGGGUGUGUUCUCCUGCACCUGCGAUCCAAUGCAUCCUGUCAUAUGUAUAUGUACUGUAGAUACCAGUGCGUGCACGUAUUCGUCCUCUGCUGCCUGUUUUCAGCCUGGUUUUUACCUCCCUGGCCUGAUGUUAACUGUUUGAAGGGAUUGGGACGGUCCUAAAUUACAACAGGAUUAGAGUUCAUGACACCAUCUUAAUCCCUGGUUCCUCAGUGAGGAGGAGAGGGUGAAAGACAGGGAGAGGUGAGCGGCGAAGGGUGUGGCCAGGGAAGCUCGUCCUGGCUGUCCACUUGACUGUGAACGUGCCCCCUCCACUCCACUGUUCCCAUCAGUGCGCAGUGGAGGAACAGCAGCGAUGGCAGCAGUCGGCUCAGUGGGAUGAGACCGAGUCAGACCUCAGCAUGUGUGAAGACAAAUAACUGUUGUGGCUCCUUUUGGGCCAAAAGAAGCAUGUUUCCUCCUCAGCUGUGUCGCUUGUGAUGGACGCCGUGGACGUGUUUUGAUGCAGAGCAACAAUUUGGGAACUUGCCUGCUACAGAGAUGCCCGGACCCCAGUACCAGGUGGCGAGCCCCAAGUUCCACCACUGCCAAUACAGCCUGACAGACAGCUCCUUCGCAGAGUCCGAGGAUGAGGAGGCCGAGGCCCCGCCGCCGGUCACCCCCCUGCAGAAGCUCACCACCGACAUGUGCAAGAACGAGAAGACCAUCAAGGAGCUGAUCAUAGGCCGCAGGGUGGGCUUCUACAAGGUCCGAGGGGAGAUCGGGUGCGGGACCUUCUCCAGGGUCAAAAUGGCGUUCCACGCUCUGGCUAAAGACAAAGUGGCCCUGAAGGUCCUGGAUAAGACGAAGCUGGACGCUCAGGCCCAGCGUCUGCUCUCCAAGGAGAUCAGCAGCAUGGAGUUCCUGCAGCACCCCAACGUGGUGCGACUGUACGAGGUGGUGGAGACGCCCAGCCGCCUUUACCUGGUGCUGGAGUACGCAGGAGGAGGCGACCUCCACAACAAGAUCUGCAACGAGGGGAAAUGCACAGACAAAACCAGCAAGAUCAUCUUCGCCCAGAUCCUCUCUGCGAUCAAAUACAUGCACGACAUGAACAUCAUCCACCGAGACCUGAAGGCAGAGAACGUUCUGUUCACCACCAGCAGCUGUGUGAAGGUGGCUGACUUUGGAUUCAGCACGCGGGUUUCAAACCGUGCCGAUGCCCUGGACACCUUCUGUGGCUCUCCGCCCUACGCCGCCCCGGAGCUCUUCAGGGACGAGUCCUACCUGGGGCCUCCGGUGGAUGUGUGGGCCAUGGGGGUCCUGCUUUUCUUCAUGGUGACCGGCACCAUGCCGUUCCGCGCCGAAACCAUGGGCAAGCUGCGGCGCUGCAUCAUUGACGGGGCCUACACCCUCCCGCCCUGGGUGGCCGGUCCCUGCCAGAAACUCAUCAGGGGCAUCUUGAAGCCAGUCCCUGACGACCGCUGCGCCGUGGACCAGAUGUUGGGCUGCGAUUGGCUGCUGCCUGUGGAGUUUCCCUGGUCGCUGGUGCGUCAGGAACCAGUGAGCCCCCUGCAGAGCCUGCUGGGCUCGGAGUACGGGGACCUGGAGGAGGAGGAGGAGGAGGAGAUCAGGAGCUCGCUGGAGGAGCUCGGCUUUACCUCCGUGCAUCUGCGGAUCAACCGGCCCACAGACAGUCGCAGCCCCGUCACCGGGGUUUAUCGAAUCCUGCUGCACCGAGCACAGAAGCGCCGGGGCUGCGACUGCCCCCCCGUGGUACGAGGGAUGGUGAGGGACCCUAAGAGAGAGGGGCUCCGGUCCUACAGGGGCCUCAGACACACCUCCAAGCUCUGUGUGCUUUCAUAACUGCUAGAGAAACUCUUUUUAUACAGAUUCUUUUAUACCAACAAGUUCACAGGGAUUUUUUUUUUAUCUUAUUGAACUAUUUAUAUACAUUGUGUAAGAGACUCCUUUUUUCACAAUUUGUAUUAAAGUUGUUUUUCUUCUUCCAGUCUGUGAAAGUGCCUGAUGACAUGUAAACGUCUGUAUAAAAUGUUCUUCUUAUAAAUUUUCUGUACAUUUUGUAAUUCUCUAAUUUUAAAAGAGAUUUAAAACUUUUUAUGGCUUGUGAUCCCUUCAAAAUAAAGCCAAGCUGCUGGAAACCUCUCAGCUUCAGCGUCUGA